GUUCGACCCGACGUUCGAACAUGCUCGUCUACGCUCUGAGAAGUGCGCUCCGUCACAGAUUUGGAGAAGUUUAUAUUGCUGCACAAAAAACUUUUGCGGGCGAUUGCCACUAUCGUAGUGAUCAGAUAACUGUCAAUCGUAGCGCCGAUUUUCAAAAAAAAUAUGUUUAUCAUGUUCAAAACGGAUACGGUUCUAGUCAAACAUGGCAAUUUAUCGCGACACCACCGCUACGUUUGGGAGGAAUCUUGGCAUUUCUUGGCUUAGAAUCGAAGGACAAAGAUGAGGAAGAUUCAGUUGUUACCACGAUCAAACGUGGGAUUCUUGCUUUUCAGCGUAAGGACUACAAGAAAGCUGAGCGUAUGCUUCAUUUGGCGCUGAAAAUGAGUCAGGAACGAAUGGAUACUCAGGCGGAAACGUAUUGUUUCGAUCUUCUGGCUGACAUAGCUCUGGCGCACGGUGAUCUCGACAAGGCUGAAAAACUUUAUGUUGAGGUUAUGCGACGGUUGAUCAUAUCGGGAACAGCUAAAGACGAUAACGCCAUUAUUGAGAUUUCAGCUAAGCUUGCUAAUGUCUUUAGCAAACGCCAUGAUGAUAAAAAAGCGGAACAAGGUUACCAGUUUUGCAUCGAUACGCAGGAAAAGAAAUUAGGCGAGCUUAUUAAAAACUUCAAUAACGUGUCGUUUACCCCUGAAGAAAAGAAUUCGGUUGCCCUCUGGGGCAUGUGCAUGGACUGGUACUCAAAACACCUCAUCUCUCGAGGAAAAUAUGCAUAUGCACGAAGUUUACUUUCGCAGUCCCUUGAGGUUUCACGAAAGAUAUUCGGCGAGAGUCACGAACAGACCCUAGUGGUUAAGAAUGAUCUUGCUCUUGUUAAUACCAUGCUCAAGGACUACAAAGAGAGCAUUCGAAUUCUUGAAGAAAUUAUCGGUCUUGACAGCGUAGAGCAAUCCGAAGAUUUGCCAGCGUUUUUAUGUAAUUUGGGAGAAAACUAUAUAAAAAAUGGAGAUUUCGACAAAGCGCAAGAGUGCUGUGAGCGUGCCAAGGAACUUGCGAAGAAACAGAACAAUGAGAUGGCAAUUGAGGUAGCUGAGUCCUGUCUGGGAGAGAUACAGCAGAAACGCAAAGAGUCCUCCAGAGACAAAAAUGCGACUAGCAAUGGUCGGAAGUAAAAACAUAUAAUGACAACGACAACUGCAGGCUGUGAAGCUAAAUGUUAGCCACAGUCGAGUUCUAGGUUAAAUUUGAUGGCCUAAGGUAAAACGGUAAUGAUUUUGAAAGCUUAUUGAGUAAAAGAUAUAUAUACUAUAAAUGUUACAGUCGGUACUCUAAGUACAUUAAGCAAUGAAUUGGCGUUUUAUUUUCAAUUUCUAGUAUGAAUAUACUUUUUCAAAACAUUAUACCUCGUAUUUCUAGAGCUAUAAUUAAUUAAAGCUUUCAUGAAGAAAAUUAAAAGCUCUAGAUUCUGCUUCAGUUUUAUACAUGUUUUAUGAGCUUGUAAGAUCCACCGUGUUAGUGGAUUUCUGUAAACGGACAACAAUGAGAAUUUCUAAAUAAAUAUUUUUUUCUUUUUA
This is a messenger RNA of Varroa destructor (honeybee mite), 1571 nucleotides long. RefSeq names its product tetratricopeptide repeat domain 19 (gene Ttc19). Gene Ontology annotation, cellular component: mitochondrial inner membrane. Gene Ontology annotation, biological process: mitochondrial respiratory chain complex III assembly. The record is from RefSeq and is a predicted model, not a curated record. Gene Ontology annotation, molecular function: protein binding. NCBI's taxonomy places the organism in Eukaryota, Metazoa, Arthropoda, Arachnida, Mesostigmata, Varroidae.